Notolabrus celidotus (New Zealand spotty) is the source of this 5376-nucleotide messenger RNA. It is a transcript of the gene mllt10, whose product is annotated as MLLT10 histone lysine methyltransferase DOT1L cofactor. The transcript has 20 exons. Gene Ontology annotation, cellular component: nucleus. The record is from RefSeq and is a predicted model, not a curated record. Bases 260 to 3424 code for a protein of 1054 amino acids. Gene Ontology annotation, molecular function: histone binding; nucleosome binding. Gene Ontology annotation, biological process: regulation of transcription by RNA polymerase II. NCBI's taxonomy places the organism in Eukaryota, Metazoa, Chordata, Actinopteri, Labriformes, Labridae.
CGCACAGAUACGCGCCUUACGUCAUUACGCAUUUCCUGUUCUCUGCGACGUCCCCCCUCUUCUGCUCAGCACCGCGCCGUGAAGUAGAUGUUUUGGUGAUAAAAAUACGGUGUCAAAAGGGGACGGUAACACCUUCAAAACAUGACAUUUAGACCGAGGGGGAGCUAAAGCGGCGUCGUGAGGGAACGCGGGGAGUCUGUUGAGAAGGUUUCGGGUUAUUUUUGUGUGAUUUUCCUCCGCAUGUCCGCUUUCUUCGUAGAUGGUCUCCGGCGAGCGUUGUCUAGCGGCGGACGACGAGUUCUUGACGAGUAAUAUGAAGGAGAUGAUCGGGGGCUGCUGUGUGUGCUCCGAUGAGAGAGGCUGGGCAGAGAACCCGCUGGUUUACUGCGACGGCCACGGCUGCAACGUCGCCGUGCAUCAAGCCUGCUAUGGCAUCGUGCAGGUCCCCACUGGUCCGUGGUUCUGCAGAAAGUGCGAGUCCCAGGAGAGAGCGGCCCGUGUGAGAUGUGAGCUGUGUCCCCACAAAGAUGGAGCUCUCAAGAGGACGGACAACGGAGGCUGGGCUCAUGUGGUUUGUGCCCUUUACAUACCUGAGGUAGAAUUUGCCAACGUGUCCACUAUGGAGCCGAUAGUCCUGCAGUCUGUGCCACAUGAGCGCUACAACAAGACGUGCUACAUCUGUGAGGACCAGGGCAGAGAGAGUAAAGCAGCCACUGGAGCUUGUAUGACCUGCAACAAACAUGGCUGCCGGCAGGCCUUCCACGUCACAUGUGCCCAGUUUGCGGGGCUGUUAUGUGAGGAACAAGGAUCGGACGCAGACAAUGUCAAGUACUGUGGAUAUUGCAAAUACCACCACAGCAAAUUGAAACACAAGGAGAGAGACCGGCACAAACCCAAACACAAGAAGACCCCCAUGGACAUGUCUCCCUCCCUUGUCCUUCCAAACAUCAUGGUCCCAGAGAAGCCCUACAACAGCAGCAGCUUAGGGGGAGGCGUCCCCUCCCUGCCCGCGUCCUCACAGAAGAGACUGGACGACGGCAGCGCCCGCUUCACCACCGCCAAUUUCCAGGAAGUGUCGUCUGCUCUCUCGGGCGGUGGCGGCGGUGAAGGCCUGGCUGUGGACGCCGGGAAGGUGGCGUCAGAGGCGAAGAACAAGAAGAACAGUGGCGUGAGUCACGUGGUGGGACCGAGAGGCGGCCGCAAGUCUCUCACCUCCUCAGGGAAACCCCUCCCAUCCGCUGUCGUCACCAUGGCAACUUCUUCCACAUCUGCCUCUGCGUCUACCGGGCCUUUCCACCAAGGGCUCCUGUUGACCAAUGCGAGCAAAACACCCUCUGCCUCCUCCUCCUCAGACUUCUUAAGUUUCUCAGAUCCAUCGUUGCGUCCCGGGGGCGGGACUACCUUCUCCUCCCCGCCGUCAUUCAGCAGCUGCCUUGUUAAGCCGAGCUCAGAGGGCGGAGCUUCUGAGGGGACCACGACACUGUUUGGUUCUCUCAUGUCAGCCACGACAGCAUCCGCAGUGGGCGGGAAGCUGUAUGAGAAUUCCCACAGUCACACAGCGAGUGAGACGACAAGCCUGAGUGGGUCCGCUGGCUACAAACGGCCCCCACCCUCUGGCUCGGGGCCCGGGAUCGGAGGAGCCGCCGCAGGAGGAGGGGAGGACGGGGUGAAGAAGAAAAAGAAGGGCAACUGGCGAAACAGAUUUGGACCUUGCUUCACCACCGAUGUGAAGCCUUUGGAGUCGGCUCCCUCCCUGACUCUCCCCGCCUCCUCCACGGUCAACACCGCCUCCUCCUCCUCCACCGUCUCCCCUUCCUCCUCCACGUCCUCGACGCUCUCAGGCCGGCCCGGCUUGGUUUCCAGCAGUGGAUUAGGGAUGGGGGUGGGGGGAGCGGGAGGAGGAGAGAGGGGGCUGGGGGUCAUGGGUGUCAGCGGUGUCAGCGGUGGGAUUCAGAAGUCCCCGGCACUCCUCAGGAAUGGGAGUCUGCAGAACAGCGGCUCCGCGAUCUCUGGGCCAGGUGUUUUCUCUUGUGCUGAUGGGCCAUCACCAGGGACAGGAGCUGUCGCCGUGGGCGGAGCAAGCUCUGAGUUGUCUCAGCAGCAGCAGCAGCAGCCCACAUCUUCUCUCGCCCCUCCCUCUCCGUUCACAGCCACCGCGCCGCUCACCAGCACGGCCUCCACACACGUGAGCGGUCUGCCGGGGUCGGUCUUCAACCUCGCUCCCUCCCACAUGUUCGGGAACCGGCUCAACCCAAACUCAGCCAUGGCCGCUCUCAUCGCCCAGUCUGAGGGCUCACCAGCAGAUCAGGAGGUGGGUGACGGCAGCAGCAGCGGCGGCGUCGGAGCUCAAGGCUUCUCCAUAAGAGCUUCUCCAAAGACCACCCCGCGCUCUCCCAUUGGUGGCCUGCAGAUCCGCUAUGACUCCUCGGGGUCGUUGCCGGGGCCAGGGUUGCUAGGGGCGGGGGGAGGCGGCGGCGGAGACACGCUGCCCCCGGUGGCCACCAGCAUAGAGCAGCUCCUGGAGAGGCAGUGGAACGAAGGGCAGACCUUCCUGAUGCAGCAGCAGGGAGCGCAAGGGGACGUUGUGGGCAUGUUGAAGUCUCUGCACCAGCUGCAGGAGGAGAACCGACGUCUGGAGGAGCAGAUCAAAAGUCUGACCAUGAAGAAAGAGAGGCUGCAGCUUCUCAGCGCUCAGCUAUCCGUGCCUUUCACCCCAUCCACGGCCUCCUCUGAUGUGAAAGGGAGUCAUCUCGGAGCUGCUGACUCAUCUUUACCUGCUGCAGCUCAGGACAGCACGUCAUGCGGCGGCCACAGCAGCAGCGGCUCCACCUCCUCCCUCUCCACGCCCCCCUCUGUCUCCCAGAGCCCUCCCCAGCUGAACGGCGUCCCAGGUGUGGGAUCAGGCGGGGUGGCAGGUCUGAUGGGCGCUCUAGGUGCGGGGAGCGCGAUGGGCAUGGGGGGAAUCGUCGGGGCAUUGAACGGGGUGAUCCAGACGCCGGGGGGAACCGCCAGCCCCCACACACACACUACAGCAGCAGGUGUUACGAUACCUGUUAAUAACAGACUUGGCCUGCUGUCAGAGCAGCAAAGACUCCUGCAGCAUCACCAGCUCCAGCAGCUGCUCGCCUCCCAGCCUGUGGAGCAGCAACGCGUGUUGCUCUACCAGCUCAUGCAGCAGCAGCAGGACCUCCAGCAGCUGCAGUCCCUCUCCUCCUCCACCCAGAUCUCCUCCAUGCCGCUCUCGUCCGUUCAGCUUCCCAUCAACAACCUGCUGCCCGCCACUCAGACCCAGGGCCAAGGUGCCAUCACCACCAACCCUUUCCUGGCGCUGCAGCACGCACACGCCGACACGCACGCCUCGGGGGCGCAGAAGCCACGGCUCGCUGAGAAGGCCGUGGGCGUGGCGGGGCAGGAGAAGACAUGACGGCAGAUGCUUUCUUGUUUUUUGUUUUAAUUUGCUUCGUUUUUUUAUUUUCCUGAAAAUAAAUAUGCAGAGUUUUAGCGGGGAUCAGACUGUCGCUCAGCUUUGUAGUUCAGAAACACUGACAGCAGAGAAAUCUGUUUUUCUAUUCAGUCUCUUGCAGCAGCUGACUGGAUGCAUUUGUUGACCUGUUGGUUUAUUUUUGAGUCUUUUUCAGGUUUCAUCUUAACACAGCAUUUUGGGUUAAUUGUACUAUUUAUUUCCAUCCAAUCUUUAGUUUUUUUAUAGUUCUAGUGCUGCUUCAGGUUCUUAUUUUUCUACUGUUAACAUGAUGAUUUUCAUUUAAUGUCAUUGCUGGUAGCAUCUUAGUGUUUGUGUCAGUAAAGAAGCACACGUGUCCAUUCAAUGUUUUCUAAUGUCAUCAUCAUUUCCUCUCUCUGUGUCAUGUUUUCGUCAUCUGUUACCAUCUUCCACACUCAUCCCUCUCGGUCUGGUCUCUCUGCUGUCUCACUCUCUCAGGGGCCUCAGCUAUCAGCACUCAAGCUAGCACACACACAAACACACACACACGCACACACACAAAACUACAAACCUUUAAAAAAAAUGUCAGAAAUACAUGAAUAUAAAACAAGAAACUACUUUUGCCACCGCAGGACUGAGCAGGAGCAGAUGUAUGUUUGACAUCUGUCUCGCAGCAGUCCCGAGGGGAAUGUCGGGUGAGAGGCUUGUGAAAAGUAUCCCCCAUGUUGUCGCCUCUUCAUGUGUCUUUUUCACUCCGUUUGUGUCGAUCCUUUAAUGUCAGUGAGCCAAGACUGGAUCACACGGUCACCGCGGAAGCCUUGCUUUUGACUGUCUCUUCUCUGGGCCAGAAACAGGGGGCUCACUCAGGGAAGUGAUGAGUUAAAAAAAGAGUUUGUUGAAUGUUCAGAUGGAUGUAUUUAUCCACAAGUCACAAAGAGAUAUUAUACAGCUGGUUGAAGAGGUAACGUUUUAUCUUCCUGAUUGAGCCCCCUGCUGCACCUACCUCUCAAGCAGGACCAGCCUAUCAGGACCUAAAAGGCCGACAGCAGCGGCCAAUGAAAACACACAAAAAUCACAGUCAGGACUGGCCAAUCAGGGUAAAAAACCCAAGUGCCUGAGGCCAAGGAGGGGGGAGGCGGGGCUUGUUCUCCCUUUACCUGCGCCCCCGUCACUCACAACUCUACUGAAAAUUAAGCUGCAUCGUCUCUUUAACGGAACAAGGAAAACUAAUUCUGCUGCGUCUCUAAUAUCUCAGCCAACUUUGUAUUGUGCUUUUUAUUUAUUGGGAGUUUUUGUGUAUCAGGCGUAAGAUGAUAUAUUUUAAGAGCCUGCUGGUGUUGCGAGAUAACAUCAUUUUGUACUACUGUGUAAAGUUUUGUUCGUCUUUUUUUCCUCAUACAGUCAAAUCUUGCUGUAAACCCUUUUAAUGAUCUGUGUUGUGUUUAGAAAGCUACUUCAUGAUUGGUUGAUUGGGGGAGGGGGUGUGGCUGUACAUAGCUAUUUGUAGGGGGGAGGAAGUGUGACGGAGGGGUUCGGUGGCACAGUUUUUACCUCGUUAAGUGUACAUAAACCUUUGUCAUUGGCCGUUGGUGUACAUAAAUGAUUGUGAUUGGCCGUGCUGGUGUGAAGGAAAGCCAAUGAAGCCUCAGUUUGUGUGUGUGAAUCUUUAGGACCAGACAGAAAAAAAAAGUUGACAGUGACUGGACACACAAAGUAUUAAUUUAUUUUUAUAUGUUCAGGGACAUUGUGUUUCUUUUUUUAAGUUUUGCACCGUUUUUCUUGAUGAGAAGUCAUUUUAUACUUGGGGCACCGUGUUUUCAUCCGUGCACACCUUUGUUUGGAUCGAUUUUGUACAAAUGGAAAGUAAUGGGAGGAGGAAAUUUGACAUUGUAUUUCAAAAAACACCAAAAUAAAGAAACACUAUGGAUAAAGUA